AUGCGCACAUUUUUCAAGCACUAUUCGACCUGUGAUGGCGAGGAUUCUGUCAGUUUGGGAUGCGAUUCGCCAGCUUCAGAGGUGGGCGACGAGGCCGAUGAGCUGAACGUGAAUGCAGACGAGCCAACUCCGCUGGCGGAAACCGACUUCAAGUCCUGGCAUCUGCGUGACUUCUCUGCCUACUGCCUAGUCCAGAUUCACAUGCCUGUACUCUCAAUAGUCUGGUCGGACUCGGCUGGUGGCGAGCAGAAGAAAUGCGUUCUUGAUCCAGAUCCCAAGAUUGUUGCCCAACUGCUCACAAAGGUGACCUACCACAUUGACUGCUUGCUGGAGGAUUGGUACCCAGACCUGGGCACCCGGUUUCACCAGUCCACCAGCGGAACCCUUCUCAUCCAUCGCAUAGUUCCCUGCACUGCCUGCAUUCGCCAUAUUUCACCCUGUUCGUCGGAAGCCACAGGCGAUGCCAACGGCACUUCCAACAUAGUCUACGGCAUUUUGGUGGAGGAGUUUGUGCACUGGUUUCUCUCUGCCUGUGGGAUAUCCGCGCUCAGUGGUCGGCUUCGCCUGGCCUGUCCCCUGCACACUACCUUCGCCUUUCCGGCAAAUGAUCUGGUUUUCGAUGAUAUUGGCGAUGACUUCCUGCUGCCUACCAACAAACUAUUUCUCGAGCGAUUCCUGGGUCGAGGCACUUUUGGUUCCGUCUUCGCUCCGGCGAACGCCGUCUCCGCCCAGACCCUUCGCCGGUUGUCCACUCUAACACGCAACACAGGAACCAAUGUAUUAUCCACGCUGAAUACCCCCAGUUCGCUUGCCUCGCACCCCUGCUCGGUGUCUGUUGUGCUAGGGGACUACGGUGUCAGUAGGGCUCGGGCUAACCUCGAUGGUUGUCGGGGCUACGUGGGUACUCCAGGCUACAUGGCACCAGAGAUUUUGGAGCAUUUUGGAGAGGAGACGUAUACGGCAAAGGUUGGUUUUUGUUUUUUCCCCUUACCUUCUGAUUGCCUCUGUUUGCUUUCCCUGCAUGGCAUCUUUUAUUCCCUCCCCCUGCUUGUCCUCGUUUUUAGCCACCUUUGUUUGAUUAUCCUUUGUUUGGACAAUUCGCCACCCUCCCCCCUUUCUGCUCUCUCACAUUGCUGA
Dibothriocephalus latus is the source of this 1137-nucleotide messenger RNA. The record is from the annotation of a GenBank genome assembly. Lineage: Eukaryota; Metazoa; Platyhelminthes; Cestoda; Diphyllobothriidea; Diphyllobothriidae.